Molecule: messenger RNA, 894 nt
Organism: Colias croceus (clouded yellow)
Lineage: Eukaryota; Metazoa; Arthropoda; Insecta; Lepidoptera; Pieridae
Gene: mRpL24
Product: probable 39S ribosomal protein L24, mitochondrial
Exons: 6
Coding region: 71-832 (253 amino acids)
Biological process (GO): translation
Cellular component (GO): ribosome; mitochondrion
Molecular function (GO): structural constituent of ribosome; RNA binding
Source: RefSeq, a predicted model, not a curated record
CUUUGACAAUUGAAAAAUAAUUGUAAAUUCGAUUGAAAAAGUGGGUCUGUGGGUACGAAAAUACAAAACAAUGCGAAUAUUUAAUUUCUUAUCCAAGAAAGUGGGAGAUUUGACUUUGAAAUAUUCAAAUCUUCCCGAAUCUUAUGUGAAACGGAGCUUUGAACAGGUGUAUUGGAAGAAUCCGAAAGGUUAUCCGCAGUACCCCGCGGCUCAGGUUGCCCGCAAGAAGUUCCGUUUUACCACAAAUAGACCGUGGACAGGACAAUUCGCGCGUCAGAAUGAGCGCGGAACACUAAGGAAGAAAGUAUUCAUUGAGCCUGUUGGAGAAUGGAGUUUCUUCAAGGGCGACAGAGUAGAGAUUAUGGUCGGAAAGGACAAAGGUAAGCAAGGUAUUGUAUCGCAAGUGAUACAGGAAAGGAACUGGGUCAUUGUGGAAGGGUUGAACACACAUUUGAGAGUUGUGGGCAAAGACAAAGACUUCCCCGGCAUAGUGAUACAAUCAGAAGCCCCUCUGCUGGUCACCACAGGAGUUAGACUGGUCGACCCAGAGAGCUUGAAACCUACGGAAAUUGAAUGGAGGUUUACAGAAGAAGGCGAUAAGGUCCGCGUAUCAACAUCAAGUAGCAGAAUAAUACCCAUACCAAAGUCAGCAGAAGAGACUGUAGACUACAAGAGCAAGGAUCUGUACAUCGAGAAUGUAGACAAGGACACAGUUGCUGCGGAGGCUGCUAAGAUAACUUUCGCGCCAAAACUAUGUACAUUUGAAAUGGACAUAAUGGAGUCUAUGGGCAUCAAAGAGGACAAAGUUCCCGCUAAAUCUUAUUGGUAUUAAAUAAUUUAGUUAUGUUAGAUUAGUUGAAAUUAUCUGUGUAAAUAUAAUUUUUGAAAACUGAA